Molecule: messenger RNA, 873 nt
Organism: Capsicum annuum
Lineage: Eukaryota; Viridiplantae; Streptophyta; Magnoliopsida; Solanales; Solanaceae
Product: enoyl-[acyl-carrier-protein] reductase [NADH] 1, chloroplastic-like
Exons: 12
Coding region: 1-873 (290 amino acids)
Biological process (GO): fatty acid biosynthetic process
Molecular function (GO): enoyl-[acyl-carrier-protein] reductase (NADH) activity
Source: RefSeq, a predicted model, not a curated record
AUGGCGGCAACUGCAGCUUCAAGCUUGCAAAUAGCGAUAGCUAGGCCCUCCAUUCUCUCGACUAAAAGAAUUCCCAGUUUCUGCUCAACAAAGUUUGGUGGUGACACUAGAUAUAAAAGGGCUUUUAUAUCUGGUGUAGCUGGUGAUAAUGGAUAUGGGUGGGCUAUUGCUAAGUCCCUAGCUGCUGCAGGUGCCGAAAUUCUAGUUGGAACCUGGGUGCCAACGUUAAACAUUUUUGAAACAAGUCUCCAGCGGGGGAAGUUUGAUGAAUUACGCGUUUUGAAAGAUGGCUCUUUGAUGGAGAUUACAAAAGUAUACCCCCUCGAUGCUGUUUUUGAUAGUCUUGAGGAUGUACCUGAAGAUAUAAAAACAAAUAAGCGUCAUGCUGGUUCUUCUAAGUGGACAGUUUCUGAAGUUGCAGAAUCUGUGAAGGAGGAUCUUGGCAUCAUCGGCAUGCUUGUCCAUUCACAUGCUAAUGGGCCAAAGGUGACUAAACCUCUUUUGGAAACAAUGAGGAGAGGAUACCUUGCAGCAAUAUCAGCAUCAAGUUAUUCCUACGUAUCUUUGCUAAAGCAUUUCCUUCCAAUUAUGAACCCAGGCAUUUCUUCGAUUUCUCUGACCUAUAUUGCAUCCGAGAGGAUCAUUCCAGGAUAUGGAGGGAGAAUGAGUUCUGCGAAAGCAAAACUUGAGAGUGACACCAGAGUUCUUGCUUUUGAGGCUGGAAGAAAGCAGAAAGUUAGGGUGAACACAAUAGCUGCCGUGUUUAAUACAUUUCGCUUGAGUUGCGUAGAUUCUGGUUUCUACAUGAAAACAUCUCAACCAAAUUACUUCCUCUGUUUCAAGGGAUUUUUCAUUCAGUGCUAUGACAGGUGA